Cryphonectria parasitica EP155 is the source of this 1101-nucleotide messenger RNA. RefSeq names its product WD40 repeat-like protein. Gene Ontology annotation, cellular component: Set1C/COMPASS complex. Lineage: Eukaryota; Fungi; Ascomycota; Sordariomycetes; Diaporthales; Cryphonectriaceae. The annotation marks the transcript as partial. The record is from RefSeq and is a predicted model, not a curated record. The transcript has 4 exons. Gene Ontology annotation, molecular function: histone binding.
CGCUCGAGCUCCGGAUCACGCACACCACGUUCCCGCUCGAGAUCCCGCUCGAGAUCCCGAUCGCGCUCACGGUCCGACUCCCGCUCCAGGUCGCGCUCUCGCUCGUCCACCUCCUCCUCCCGCCGCACCCCCCACCGCUCAACCUCCACCUCCCGCGACCGUGCCCAUGCCGCCCAGGAGCGCAGGCCCUUCCGUCCCGAGUUCAAGGCCCACCUCGAGCUGCGCGGUCAUGCGAAACCUAUAUCCCAGGUGCGCGUCUCCCCCGACGGCCGCUGGAUCGCCUCUGCCUCCGCCGACGGGACCGCCAUGAUCUGGGACGCCACGACUGGUGCACACAUAGACACGCUCGUUGGCCACAUGGCCGGCGUCUCUUGCCUGGCGUGGAGCCCAGACUCCGAGACUAUCGCCACGGGCAGCGACGACAAGGCCAUCCGGCUCUGGAACCGCACCACGGGAGACCCCGCGCACGCCCCGCUGCUUGGCCACCACAGCUAUGUGUACUGCUUGAAGUUCUCGCCAAAGGGGAAUAUGCUCGCCAGCGGGAGCUACGACGAGGCCGUGUUCCUGUGGGAUGUCCGUGCAGGGCGCCUUAUGAGGAGCCUGCCGGCCCAUAGCGAUCCCGUCAGCGGCAUUGACUUCUGUAUGGACGGCACACUGGUGGCUAGCUGUUCUACGGAUGGGUUGAUUCGCAUCUGGGAUACCGCCACCGGCCAGUGCCUCCGCACCCUCGUCUACGUAGACAACCCCGCCGCAUCCUCCGUCUGUUUCUCUCCUAACGGCCGCUUCGUCCUCGCCAGCUACACUGACUCCUGCAUGCGGCUCUGGGACUUCAUCAACAUGCCCUGCACCGUGAAAAAGACCUACCAGGGCCACGUGAACAAGAACUUUUCCGUCGGCGGCUGCUUCGGCCUCCUGCGCGUCGCCUUUGUCGCGAGCGCCAGCGAGGAUGGAGACAUUGUACUGUGGGACGUCAAGAGCAAGGAAAUCCUGCAGCGCGUCGAGCGUGCCCACCAAGGCGUGUGCUUCUGGGUCGACGUCCACGGCGAAACGGGCACCAUGGUCAGCUGUGGCCAGGAUGGGCGCAUCGUGGUGUUCAGGCAC